UUUCCCGGCAGGCCCGGCGCCAGGCUCCCACGCCAUGGGGCUUUGGCGGCGUUUGCUGCCCGGCCGUGGGAUGGUGCUUUGGGGCGAUAGUGGAGCCGCUGUCCCGCCUGGGAGAAGCGGAAUUUGGGCCGCUCGGCGCCAGUUUUCUGGCGCAGAGAGUGAUCCCCUAAAACAAAGAAGAGCACAAAUCAUGUCCCGAGGACUUCCAAAACAGAAGCCCAUAGAAGGUGUUAAACAAGUCAUAGUUGUGGCUUCUGGAAAGGGUGGAGUUGGAAAGUCUACGACAGCAGUGAACCUGGCACUUGCACUAGCAGCAAAUGAUUCGACAAAAACCAUUGGUUUGUUAGAUGCAGAUGUGUAUGGUCCUUCAAUUCCAAAAAUGAUGAAUCUGAAAGGAAACCCAGAAUUAUCACAAAACAACCUAAUGAGACCUCUUUUGAAUUAUGGUAUUGCUUGUAUGUCUAUGGGCUUCCUGGUUGAGGAGACCGCACCAGUGGUUUGGAGAGGCCUCCUGGUAAUGUCGGCUGUUGAGAAACUGUUAAGGCAGGUAGAUUGGGGCCUGCUGGACUAUUUAGUAAUUGACAUGCCACCUGGAACAGGAGAUGUACAGUUGUCAAUUUCCCAAAAUAUUCCUAUUUCAGGUGCAGUGAUUGUCUCCACGCCCCAGGACAUUGCAUUGAUGGAUGCCCACAAGGGUGCAGAAAUGUUUCGGAAAGUGCAUGUGCCUGUUCUUGGUCUUAUACAAAAUAUGAGUGUUUUCCAGUGUCCAAAAUGUAAACAUGAAACUCCUAUUUUUGGUGCUGAUGGUGCCAGGAAACUAGCACGGACCCUUAAUCUUGAUGUUCUAGGGGACAUUCCUUUACACCUCAGCAUAAGAGAGGCUUCAGAUACAGGCCAGCCAAUUGUGUUCUCACAGCCUGAAAGUGAUGAGGCCAAAGCUUACCUGAGAGUUGCUGUGGAAGUGGUCAGAAGGUUGCCACCUCCUCCAGAAUGACUCGCAAGUGCCCUGCCUAGUGUCCUGCCACUUGACAAUAAGAGGACCUGUGGAAAUGAGUAAUGUGAUAGGCGGGAACGACAGAACUAGACCCACAAUGGUUUCCUUUUAUGUCUAAGGAAAUAAUGUCUUAUUUUCACAUUUGAUUUACUAAGCUAUGGCUUACAAGUAUCUUUUUUUUCCCCCUUUGGUGGCAUGGGAGUUUGAACUCAUGGCUUUUGCUUGCUCUGCAAGUAUCAGUGUUAACUGUUACAGUUAGGAUUUUUUUUUUUUGAAAAGUUGAUAUGUAUUAACUUCACCAAACCACUUUUUAUUUUAUUGAUCUCCACCUUGAGGAAUCACAAUUCUAUGAUGUCACAAUGCCAGUCUGGUAGAAAACUGCACAUGACCACAGUCGGUCAUGUAAAGAAUUUACUAAACUAGUGCUCGCUUCGGCAGCACAUAUA
Molecule: messenger RNA, 1440 nt
Organism: Perognathus longimembris pacificus (Pacific pocket mouse)
Lineage: Eukaryota; Metazoa; Chordata; Mammalia; Rodentia; Heteromyidae
Gene: Nubpl
Product: NUBP iron-sulfur cluster assembly factor, mitochondrial
Exons: 11
Coding region: 35-994 (319 amino acids)
Biological process (GO): mitochondrial respiratory chain complex I assembly; iron-sulfur cluster assembly
Cellular component (GO): mitochondrion
Molecular function (GO): ATP-dependent FeS chaperone activity; 4 iron, 4 sulfur cluster binding; ATP binding
Source: RefSeq, a predicted model, not a curated record